Molecule: messenger RNA, 1512 nt
Organism: Punica granatum (pomegranate)
Lineage: Eukaryota; Viridiplantae; Streptophyta; Magnoliopsida; Myrtales; Lythraceae
Source: RefSeq, a predicted model, not a curated record
CUCUCCCAUUUCUGUUGGUCCUCUUUCUAGCAUCUUCUCUCUCCUCGCGUCCACUCCCAUGGCAUCCUCGGGCGGCAGCGCCGGCCCCGGCGGUGGCGGCGCCAGUCCUCAGCUCUAUUUCUGUUACCAGUGCAAUCGCACCGUCUCGAUAACGCCAUCCCCGUCCUCCGAUCUCCUCUGCCCCGAUUGCAACUCCGGCUUCCUGGAGGAAUACGAAACCCCUAACCCUAGCCCCAAUCCCAUCUUCUCCUUCGACCCCUUCGUCUCCCCAGCGGGCGGUGGCUCCGGCGUCAGCUUCAGCUCCAGCACCGGAUUCCCCUUCAUGUUUAGCACCUCUGGGGGCGGCGCCGCUGGAACCGGAGGAUUUGACGAUCUAGCGGCCCUCUUAGCAGGUGGCGGCAGCGCGGCCUUCAACCCUGGCGGCAAUCCCGACGUCUUCAACCCUGGCGGCAAUCCCGACGUCUUCAACCCCCUCCUCUUCCUCCAGAACUACUUCCAAACCCUUAGGUCGGGCGGGGCCAAUAUCCAGUUCGUGAUCGAGAAUAGCCCCGGGGCAGGCGGCGAUGCGGCAUUCCGAAUUCCGGCGAACAUCAACCUCGGUGACUACUUCAUCGGCCCUGGCCUCGAGCAACUGAUCCAGCAGCUCGCGGAGAAUGAUCCGAAUCGCUAUGGGACGCCCCCAGCUUCGAAAUCUGCUGUGGCAGCCCUCCCUGUGGUCAAAAUUUCUGAAGAGCUCCUCUCUUCAGACUCCUCGCAAUGUGCGGUUUGUAAGGAUGCCUUCGAGAUCGGAGAAGAAGCCAAAGAAAUGCCCUGCAAGCACAUCUACCACAACGACUGCAUUUUGCCGUGGCUCGAGCUCCACAACUCCUGCCCAGUUUGUCGUUACGAGCUGCCCACCAACGACCCUGAUUACGAGCAACGGGCCCAUGGCGGAGCGGCCCCCCAUGCUCCACCCGAUCAGGGGCAGCCUGAAGCCACAAAUGAGUUGGGCUCGCAGAAUUCCCAAGCUGCGGAGAGGCGGUUUAGGAUUUCUUUGCCGUUCCCCUGGCCUUUCAGGGCUUUUGGCUCGCCCGCAGAGACGAGUAAUAGUGGGAGUGGGAAUAUCAACAAUGACAAUGAUGGUGGGAAUUCAAAUUCUGGUAACAGGGAAGGUCACAGGGACUCUGCACCCGAGACGAGGCAGGAGGAUCUUGACUGAAGAACUGCCACAUUGGGAAGUGAAGUGGGGAGUGUGUCUUGUGAAGCUACAGCCCACGCCGAACACUUCACAAAGAGAAUCACCAAACAGACGAUUUGUAGUUUAAUGUUCUGUACCAAUAAUCAUCAUAGGUAAAUGACCAUUUGUCAUCAUAGCCACUGUGAAUUCUUUUUAUUAUUUUCUCUCCUGAUUUUUCCUUGGUUCCAUCAUAUGUACAACGAAUGCUCAACCAUCUGUUUGCAUAGCCGAGCAACUCUCGGAAGGACUCGUGCUUCAAAGAGUAUCCAACCCGUAUUCUUGUUUAAUGUGAAUCA